Aspergillus versicolor CBS 583.65 is the source of this 1449-nucleotide messenger RNA. Its product is annotated as ESCRT-III subunit protein VPS24. NCBI's taxonomy places the organism in Eukaryota, Fungi, Ascomycota, Eurotiomycetes, Eurotiales, Aspergillaceae. Gene Ontology annotation, cellular component: multivesicular body; ESCRT III complex. The transcript has 2 exons. The record is from RefSeq and is a predicted model, not a curated record. The coding region runs from base 317 to 1003 and encodes 228 amino acids. Gene Ontology annotation, biological process: protein transport; late endosome to vacuole transport; endosome transport via multivesicular body sorting pathway.
CUCUUGGCGCCGCCAACUUCCAACGGCUGGCUCAUGGCAAUGCCAGCAACGUCGCAGAAUGACUUGGAGUGUGAAGAACCAAUCUGAACAAGCAUGAGUUCAUGAUAUUCACAUCUCACUACCACUGCUUUAAUUCUCGAUUCCCUGCGUUUCACAGGUAUCAAGCCCUACUCUUCACCCCAUACCCCGCUCCGGUUGCGGGCAUUCGAAUCGGGCUUCCCUUUGUUAUUCAAGUUCGGUUGAGAAGCACUGCGUAUCCAGACUCUCGGUCGUUCAAUCUUCAUUGCCUUGCGACUCAGUAACAAAAAGGAUCAAUAUGGAGUCUCUCAAGGCUGUUUUCUUUGGGCCAGACCCUCAGACGCAGAUGCGAAAGUGUAACCAACUUAUCCGUUCAAACACCCGCCAGCUGGAUCGCGAUAUCAUGCAGCUCAAAACUCUCGAUACCAAAACGCGACAGACCAUCGUCAGUGCCUCGAAGCGGGCCCAGAAGAAUCCGUCCCGUGCGAAACAGGCCAACAUCGAAGCCAAAACACUGGCGCGUGAGCUUGUUCGAGUUAGAAGGCAGGCGAACCGAUUAUCAACUAGCCGGGCUCAGUUACAAAGUGUCCAGAUGCAGGUCAACGAAGCCUUCUCCAUGCGAAAGAUCCAGGGCAGUCUACAAAAGUCGACGGGUAUCAUGAAGGACGUUAAUACAUUGAUCCGUCUUCCGCAGCUGUCAGCAACGAUGCACCAGCUGGCCACUGAGUUGGUCCGCGCCGGGAUUAUCGAGGAAAUGGUGGACGACGCUAUCCCGAAUAACGAACUACUCGAGGAUGAGGAGACAGAAGCCGACGAGGAGGUCGAUAAGAUUUUGCAGGAAAUUUUACAGGGAAAGCUGUCCCAGGUGGAGGAAGUCAAACCGGAGAAACCGCUGGAGGAACCCGAGCCGGCCGAAGAAGAGUUCGAGGACCCGGAAGCCGCUCUCGCGCAAAUGCGGGGACGUCUCGAAGCCCUAAAGAGCUGAGUUCGGUUAUCAGCGACCUUGACAUGAUGUUGCAUGGAUAUACAAGUAUUAUGGAUGUUGUCGGCUUGUCUUUUAAUUGUUUCAACGGAGUUUGGCACGGUAGAGCGUCCAUGGUUUCUUGAAGUUGGCGGCGCUGUCAUUUUGCGAUAUUCUGAUUUCAGAACUCUGCCAAACAGCUGGCCUUGGAUGCAGAAUUCUGAAAUAGACUGCGCGCCCUAUUUGCUGUUCUUUAACACUCCUUACAUACUAUACACAUCGUACGAGCUGUCUCAUAUUCAGGCCAUUAGUCGAUGGUGGGUGCUUUGCCACUACGACUUAAUAUUCAUUCCAUCCAUCACCGCUCCCGCCGAUUUUCACCUGUAGAUAUUUACGUAUUGUAACAUUCGAACUACUUCACUGCGAAAAAGCACUUGAAUCCCCAGCACUGGUUAUUGUUUGGGUGUUUG